Molecule: messenger RNA, 1843 nt
Organism: Rhodamnia argentea
Lineage: Eukaryota; Viridiplantae; Streptophyta; Magnoliopsida; Myrtales; Myrtaceae
Exons: 3
Coding region: 531-1457 (308 amino acids)
Source: RefSeq, a predicted model, not a curated record
GAGAAAAGAAGAAGAAAUAGUCUCUCUCUCUCUCGAUCGGUCGAACUAGAAAUCGAAUUUGCAUUCCGUCGAGACGAAAUCGACGAGAAGGGAAUUCCAGAAAAGAGAACUCGAGAAUCAUAUCAGUCGGUGUCUACUUUUCCUGAAUUUGAAGCUGAAUAAGGGCGAAAGAAUUUGAGUUUCAGAAUCCGCAAUCGGAAAAUUUUCUGUUUUCUUUAACGUAGAGGUCGCUUGGCUGAAUUUGGCGGAAUUCGUUCCAAAAUCGAUCGCUUGCCUAGGGUUUUUCCCGAGGAUUUCCCCCUUCAGCGUGGUUUUUUUUUUUUUUUGGGGGACGUUUUGUUGGUCUCCGCUGUCGAAUUGAGCUCCGCAUAGCUGGAUUGGCGUGAGUCCGUCUUUCAAUCGAUUGGCUUCUGUAGGGUUUUGUGGGAUCUUUUUGGAGCGUCAAUAUGAAUUCCUUGGGGAUUUUCUGACGGUGGUCGGAAGGCGAGGGAUAUUGAAGCUAGUUGAAUCGCCUUGCGACUCCGUGUGUCAUGGAUUGCACGGUGUGCACGCCCAUCACGGAGAAUUUUCUGUCGAAGAAAAUUGGGGAACUCGGAGGAGGUUUUAGCCAUGAGAGCGAGCACGACCUGGCGGUGAUGGUGAGCGAGUUCCUGGAGAACGGAGCGAGCGGUGGAGCCGAGUCGUGGUGCAGCAGCGACAGUGACUCGGGGCUUUGCGAUCUCGCUCAACUCGCUGACAACAUCACCUUCUCUAAGUGCAACUUGGAUCAGUAUGAGAGUGACUUGCAAUCAGUGGUCCAUUCACUUGUGCUCUCGAUCAAUGAGAUAGACCUUCAGUUUGUCAAGUCAGGACCGUGUAACGCUAGCUGCAUUAGAUUUUCUCUGGUUCAACUAUUGAGACACUCGGGAUAUGAUGCAGCAGUUUGUUCAUCAAGAUGGCAGGGUGGUGGCAAGGUUCCUGGAGGUGAUCAUGAAUACAUUGAUGUGGUUAAUCAUACCGGCUCCGGAAACUCUGAUCGAUUGAUCAUAGAUAUCGACUUCCAGAGCCACUUUGAGAUUGCUAGAGCUGUUGAGUCAUACGACAGAAUAUUGAAGUUACUUCCCGUGAUUUAUGUGGGCUCCUUGGGCAGGCUGAGUCAGUUUCUUCAAGUGAUGGCUGAAGCUGGUAGGUUUUCGCUGAAACAAAACUCUAUGCCACUCCCUCCGUGGAGAUCUUUGGCAUACUUACAAGCGAAGUGGCACUCGCCCUACCAGAGACAGUUCGAUGCCGAGAAGCAGAGCGGUAUCGGCAGGAGCCUGUCGGAGCACAAGCAGUGCAGCGGACAUUUAAAGCGGUUGCAGUUGGCUCUAGUGUCUCAGAUGGAAGCAGACCGGCUGUUGAAGCCCAAAAGUGGCAACAAUAAGAACCGGAGGCUGAAGGUCGAUCGGCGGUGGCACUCCCUGUUCAGGACUCGUUGACGGCUUGACCAGGGACUUUGUGUGGUUUUCAUUCUUGAGAGAGAAAAUAUAUUGCGGCUUUUUUCGUUUAAUUUUUUUUCCCCAUAUAGCAAAUAAGUGUGGACCAAAAUGUCAAGGUGGUUCAUACACUAUGGUGGGCGUGAUAGGCUCCACCGCAAUAUAGAGAGACUCUUUCAUUUUGAAGUCGGCGUAUAGUGUAAUUUUCUUCCGGUGGAGAGAACAGCAGUGCUCUAUGGAGAGUUCAAGGUUCUCUCAGGUUAUGUCGCCUUUUCUUUUUUGUUUUGAGUUUUUGUAAUCCUCGCCUCUCUAAUUUUGUGGGCAUGGCAAAAACCUGGCUUGUUUUUACGUACUCUUUGCGACAUUUUAUGGAUUUCCAUUUAUGGAAA